UCUCUCUCUCUCUCUGUGGAUGGUGUCGAUGUCGAAGUCGAGCAUGGCGGCGAGCAACCGCGAAGGAGGCGGAGGGUUGGGAGGAGACGAAUUCUACGAGGACAUAGAGGCGCCCAAGUUCGUGGACUUCACCGCGCCCGAUCGCUGCUGUCCCGACACCGACCGUUACUGGUUUUGCUUGCGCGUCGGGUGUGAUCAGAAGCAUGAAGAAGAAAUGGACUCUGAAGCAAUUUACAAGAAUUUCGUCCUCAGGGUAAUGGCAGCCAGAAGCCCCAACAUAAGACUCCGCAAAGCUUUAACUAGAAAGCCGAUUAACACCACAGCGAAAUGUCCGCUGUCAGCUCCUGCGAAACCAUCCAGAUCGAGAUUGCCAAGGUUGGCUAUUUUAUCUUCAAUUUCUGGAAAGAUAGUUAAUUGCAGUAAAGAGAGGGUCAAAUUAAUUCGUCCAGUGGCUCUGACCCCUAACACUAAGGCAAAGCAGCCAUCCAAUGUGGCCAAGGCUUUAACAACCCCUAGAAACAACAAGAGAGUCUCGAAUCCGGAACUAUUUCGGAGUGUUAGGAACCCAAAGGUUAGGACUAAUGCCACGCAGAACAAGAGACCGGUAGCAAAAGCUUUGGCAUUUCCUUCACCCAAAAAGGCCACGAAGAUUAAAAUCUCAUCAGAGUUGGAUACUACUGCGGAAAAGAUUUGUGCCGGGAUGAAGAAGCUGGACAUCGCAGGCCAAAAGAGGAAUAUAUUGGGGUAUGACACGCCAGCACCUCUUGCUGGCUCCAAGAAAAAAGUGCGUGCCAGGGAGGUCAAGAGUCGGGUUUUUGAUUCGUUGCGGACUCAAAAGUGCAAGGGUGCAGAUAAAGCUUCUAGAUGUCUGAAGAAAAAGGACACGGCUGAAGAUUUGAAAAACUGUUCUGAUUCAGCCACAAUUGAAUGUACUUCAGGUGACUCGAGCGACAUGGAUGUCGACGACAAGUCCAAACGUGGAUCUUUGGAAGCAUGUCUUGCACAAGAAACCUCUCAGAAUACUGCACUAAAUGUACAUGAAGAAUUUUUGAUGAAUGUAAGCACGUUGGAGAAAAAAUCAGGAGAAAGUCUAACUGAAGGUUCAUCAAGUAUAGUGGGAUUUGAAAAGGCUGAUGAAGGGCUGGGUUUAGGAGCUGACGUAGUUCCUACCGUCCAGGCAGUUCUAGACGAGGAGACGACUGAAUCAACUUCUCAGGUAGAGGAUGCGUCAAGCUUAGAGGAGGAGAAAAUCCAAGAAAACACUGGCAAAACCAGUGACCAGAAUGAUGACGAAAUUGGAGAUCAUGUCAAGGAUAAUGAUGACAAAGAAAAUUCCAUGGCCCCCGAUCAUAACAUAGAACAGAAUGGUGACUCCAACAGGAAAAUCCUGGGGAAGCUUGAUAAUCACAAAAAAUAUGAGAAGGUCACUCAAACAUUGAUGAAGAUAAAGCAGAGCUCUAUUGCAGACAAAAGAAGUGCCCAGGGUGCGAAGUAUGUAAAACCAAGACCCACCAAUCCCAAGCCUUUCAGGCUAAGAACAGAUGAGCGGGGAGUUCUCAAGGAAGCGAACCAUGAGAAAAAGCUUUCUACGCCAUUGAAAGAGAAUGCAACUGCGGCAGGGUUUCCAUCCAAGAAAAGUCAGAGUAUACGGAAAAAGAUCAAAGCUCCUGAAUCGAGCACUUUCCACAGUGAAGUCGGACAGAAAAUGGCUGCAUCUACUCCUGAUAGAUACACUAUUUCAAAACAGCAAAAGAACCUUGCCCCUACAGUGUUGUGGUCCAGGGAAAGCGUCAAAAAGUCCAGAAUACUCUCAGUUAGACGAUUUGAAGGGCCUGGAAGUGCGCCAUCAAGGAGAAAGGAAGUAACAGGUCAACUGAGAUACGAGAACGUGGUGCUUCCUCAGCAACCAAACCUACUCCUUCCGGCACUUCGAGGUCAUCGUCACGAGGCAGAAGGCUCCCAACCAUUCCAAAAGAACCAAACUUCCAUGAUAUCCAUGUUCCGAAAAGCUGCAUCAAGAAACUGACAUGAGAGUGUAUGUCUGUUCAAAUUCUUUGGUUAGCUGAGUGUGAUAGUACUGCUGUUCAAUUGUUUCGUUGAUCUGCGCUUUUAGAUAAAUUUGGAGGCUCCUUUUGGGAAUUGUUUGUAACAUGUAACAUAAUAUUCAAAUGAUAAUUUUUUCUUAAAUUUA
Molecule: messenger RNA, 2191 nt
Organism: Syzygium oleosum
Lineage: Eukaryota; Viridiplantae; Streptophyta; Magnoliopsida; Myrtales; Myrtaceae
Exons: 10
Coding region: 20-2026 (668 amino acids)
Source: RefSeq, a predicted model, not a curated record